GAGGGUAAGACAGACGGAGAGGUAGAGAGAGAGAGAGAGAGAGAGAGAAGCAGAACACUCUGAGAACCCUUUGCACAGCGAGAGGGUAAGACAGACGGAGAGAGAGGUAGAGAGAGAGAGAGAGAGAGAGAAGCAGAACACUCUGAGAACCCUUUGCACAGUGAGAGUGUAAGACAGACGGAGAGAGAGAGAGAGAGAGAGAGAGAGAGAGAGAGAGAGAGAGAGAGAGAGAGAGAGAGAGAGAGAGAGAGAGAGAGAGAGAGAGAGAGAGAGAGAGAGAGAGAGAGAGAGAAGCAGAACACUCUGAGAACCCUUUGCACAGUGAGAGGGUAAGACAGACGGAGAGAGAGAGAGAGAGAGAGAGAGAGAGAGAGAGAAGCAGAACACUCUGAGAACCCGUUGCUCAGUCUCUUCUUGAUUAGCUGAGGAGUCUCUGCCGCCUUGCCUGACUGUGAGCAGCGCCAUCCAGCCGCGAGAUGAACCAGGGUCCCACGGAGAGGGAGGGCGAGUCCGCCGAACCGCUGCGCUACCUCAGUAAAUUGGAGGCAGUUGCCAUAGAGACAGAACUGCUGAAGGAUUACCGCUUUGGGAAGCAGCAGCUCAUUGAGAUCUGGGGUCAUGCCUGUGCCAUCGCCAUCGUCAAGGCCUUUCCCCUGUCCUCCCUGGGUAAGAGGCAGCCCACAGUGCUGGUCGUCUGUGGCCCGGGCCAGAACGGCUGCAUCGGGCUGGUGUGUGCUCGCCACCUGCGCAUAUUUGAGUACGCGCCCACCAUUUUCUACCCCAAGCGGUCGUCCGACUCGCUGAACCAGGACCUCAUGGUUCAGUGUGAGAGGAUGGACAUUCCUUCCCUGUCCUACCUGCCCACUGAGGUGCAGCUCCUUAACGACGCCUACAACCUGGUGGUGGACGCCGUCCUGGGCCCGGAGGCGGACCCCGCGGAGCUGGGCGAGCCGCACGCGGGGAUACUGCUCACCCUCAAGCAGGUCAAGAUCCCCAUCGCCAGCCUGGACAUGCCCUCAGGGUGGGAGGUGGAAGGGGACAACGCCGACGGCAUAAACCCGGAGGUUCUCAUCUCCCUGAUAGCACCGAAGAAGUGCGCCGUCGGUUUCUCCGGGAAGCACUACCUGGCCGGACGCUUCCUGCCGUUCGACAUCCAGAGGAAGUACGAGCUGAACCUGCCGGAAUAUUCCGGAACGGACUGCCUGGUAGAACUGUGAUCGGGCUCUGGGAACUGCCGUUUCACUCUGAUUUCCCCCACAGAAACUUACACCCACAAUGUUUAGAAAUAAAGAAUAUAAUCAGGACACUGCAAGGCUCCGGGAAAUAUAUCGGCAGACGUACAAACAACUGCCACCAUCAGAUGGUAUAACAGUGUAUUUUCCCCCCCAAAAAAAAUGCACAGCUCUGAAAUAUAUUUAUCAUUAAGUUUUCCAAAAAAAUUAAUAAUUUACAUAUUUACAAUAUAUUGCAGUAUGUUCCAGCUCUGAACAUGUGUCCAGACUAUACAAGCCUGUGUUUAUACAUUUUAUAGAUUAUGACUGUCGUUUUGUGAGGCUGGGGGAAACCAGUCCUGUUCACUUUACAUGAAAAAGGAAAAAAAAAACGCUUAUAAUCUGCAGGUGGUCCAGCUCAUA
Messenger RNA from Anguilla anguilla (European eel), 1634 nucleotides. Its product is annotated as yjeF N-terminal domain-containing protein 3-like. The record is from RefSeq and is a predicted model, not a curated record. Gene Ontology annotation, cellular component: mitochondrion. The coding region runs from base 477 to 1217 and encodes 246 amino acids. The transcript is spliced from 6 exons. Lineage: Eukaryota; Metazoa; Chordata; Actinopteri; Anguilliformes; Anguillidae. Gene Ontology annotation, molecular function: NAD(P)HX epimerase activity.